AUGGACCCCCUCCCGCGCCGGCUCCUCUUCAUAGCCUCAAUAGGCAAUAAAGCUCCCUACCGCGGAACCCGACACAGCGCAGGCCACCUUCUUCUCGAUGCCGUAAAACCACUCCUCCAAACCACCCUCCCAAACACAGGCAUCUUCCACGAAACAUGGUACAGCCCAACCUACAUGAACGAGUCAGGCCCGAAACUCGUGCGCCGCUUGGAGCAGUGGGCGACAGAGCGCCACGACCGUCUUGAUAGAAUCGCAAGCAUUGCUUCGGCCCGUGCUGAGCCUGCAACAUCUGAAACACCAAAUCUACCCUCCCCAACUACUUAUCCAACGACCCUCAUAAUCCUUCAUGAUGAGCUCGAGUCCCCGAUUGGGAAGGUGCGUGUUAAGCGCGGCGGCCCGGAAUCGGCGAGUCUGCGUGGUCAUCGGGGCCUCAUCAGUAUCUUUGAGACGCUGCGCGGGAAGGGUUUGCAUCCUCCGCGUUCGUCUUCAAAUGCUGUAAAUGGGGACCGGAAGCCUGGGUCUAGUAAGAGUGCUUCGGGGCCGUUGGCGGAUUUCUCGGUCCUGCGUGUUGGUGUGGGAAUUGGCCGCCCGACUUCCCGUGAGAAGAACGCUGUUUCGGAUUAUGUGCUCAAGCCUGUCAGUGAAGCUGAGCUGAAGGCUUAUCACGCGGCAGCGGGGCCGGUGGUGGAUGCUAUCAGAGAGGAGCUGUUCAUGCCUGCGGGGAAGAUCUGA
This is a messenger RNA of Penicillium paradoxum, 732 nucleotides long. Its product is annotated as aminoacyl-tRNA hydrolase. The transcript has a single exon. Lineage: Eukaryota; Fungi; Ascomycota; Eurotiomycetes; Eurotiales; Aspergillaceae. The coding region runs from base 1 to 732 and encodes 243 amino acids. The record is from RefSeq and is a predicted model, not a curated record. Gene Ontology annotation, molecular function: peptidyl-tRNA hydrolase activity.